This is a messenger RNA of Ixodes scapularis (black-legged tick), 831 nucleotides long. RefSeq lists its product as uncharacterized. The record is from RefSeq and is a predicted model, not a curated record. NCBI's taxonomy places the organism in Eukaryota, Metazoa, Arthropoda, Arachnida, Ixodida, Ixodidae. The transcript has a single exon. The coding region runs from base 1 to 831 and encodes 276 amino acids. Gene Ontology annotation, molecular function: nucleic acid binding; zinc ion binding.
AUGCCCGACCUGAGUAAGAGCAUUUCAAUAUUUGACGGCAGUGAGGACGCGGCUUCAGCUCGUGAAUGGGUGGAGAACCUGCGGCGAACGGCGACGCUCCGUAAAUGGCCGUCACCAUUUCUGCUCGAGAGCGCCAAGUCCUACAUCACGGGAGCCGCCAAGGAUUGGCUACGCUCACGCAGCGCUGACAUCACCUCGUGGGAAGAGUUCGAGGACCAAUUUCGCCGAACCUUUGUCAGCCAGUCGCGUGCAGCGGAACGCUGGAGAAGGAUGCAGGAUCGCGUCCAGCAACGGAGCGAAAGUACAACGGCCUAUUUACACUCUAAAGUUUGUUUGUCCAAGGAGGCGGGACUUGACAUUUGCGAUACGCGGGAGCAAGUUAUCACGGGCCUGCGUUCAAGACAAUUAAGUACAAUGCUGUUGGGAAAAACCCACGACGACGAUGACGACCUCCUGCACGAUAUCCAAGAAUUUGAGAGGAUCGAAUGCGAAAGGCAAGAACGUUUUGGUGGUCCCCGUGACAAGAAGAGCAUAACCGAUGCGGCCAGUAUCCAAGACACAGGUGCGAAAUUCGCAAGAAAAACUGGCGAUUCGAGGAACACCACUGACAAACGGCCGCCACUCUCGAAUGGAAGAGGAGAACGGAAAUGUUACAACUGCAACCAGUACGGCCAGUUGGCACGGGACUGCCCCCAGCUUAAGCGACCCUUGAAGUGCCUUCGCUGCAACGGAACUGACCAUACCCAACGUCAUUGCAGAGAGGUGGCACAACCAGAGCGUCACCCCCAGGCCAACGGACAAGUCGAGCGAGUAAACCGAACAAUGCUGUGA